AUGGAUCGGAGCUCAUCGUCCACCGAUGCAUAUGUGAUAGUUAAAUUUGGGCCGGAGUAUCAAUUCAGAACACCUGUUUGUAGGAAAACUUUAAAUCCUACUUGGAAUAUUGAUGCUUGGAGAUUUGAAGUACCAAAUAACGAUUACUUACAAGAAAAUGUGAUACAAUUUAAAGUUAUUGAUUAUGAUGUUGUAACACAAGAUGAUGUGAUCGGAACAGUAAUUGUAGAUACUAAUUUAUUAGCGCUAAACCAAGUUACUCAGUGCAGUGGAUGGCUCCCAAUUUUUGAUUCAAUUAGAGGCGUUUGUGGCGAGCUGAAUGUAAAUAUUAAGAUUGAUUUUAUUCAAAAUAUCAAUCCAUAUAGAGAUAGCUCGCCUGAGGUGCAGUUUUUCUCUUGCCCAAGUAUUUAUCCUCUUAUGGAAUACACUCAAUACUCUUUGAGGAUAGGAGAUCUCGUAGAAGAGCUUCUCAUUGACGAUGACCCUGAAUAUGACUCAUGGAAAGACCUUAUAAGAAGCAGUAGAACAUCAAAUGACGAGAGACAGUUAUUAUUAUAUGAGUUAUCUGGAAGAUUAAAAAGAAGAAUUGGAAAAAAGGUUUUUGAAGCAGGAGACAAUAUUGUAAUUGGAUACGAAGAGUGUUUUGAUUUGGAAGAUGAUAACAUUAUUGUACGAGGUUUAGGAACAAGAUGUAAAUUGAGCUCAAUUAGAUCAUCUGUUUCUCCAGCACACAACACUGAAAAAGCGUUAAUUCCUCUACAACUUGCAUCAGAGCCCGCGAUAACCUUAUCCAGCAUAACUCCUCCAAUGAAUAUAAUUCCUCUACUUGAGUUCCAUGCAUCUCCUACAGGAAACGCCCUUGCAAAUAUAGAAUCUCCAACUGGAGCUGGUUUCAAUACACCACAAAGUGAUGUUAAAUUACUUACAAUCAAAUCACUUGAUUCUCAACAUAUCAUAUAUUUAGCAGGAAUUGUUCAAGCAAGAUCUGUAAAAUUAGUGACAACAGAGACAAUGAAAUUAAGUGACAUGCAAAAGGAAAGAGAUAGCUGGUGGAAUGAGUUGCGUACUGAAAUAAGAGAAAAUGCAAAAUCACUUGGAUGCUCUCACGUGAUUGGAUAUUCAGAAAGUUAUGAAAUAUUUAUUCGUGGAUCUGUUUGUAUUUUGUGCGCACAAGGUACAGCUGCUAUUCUUAAUCCACAAUAUGAUAUUUGUAACAUUCGUAAUCUGUCUGAUGAUCUUCAUGAAGAGAAUAUCUCUGAGAAGGUGUCUGAAGAAAAGUAUUGCUCCAUUUUCCAUCUUCCAAGAAAUAGCCCUUUCUAUAGAGCUGGUGCAUCGAAAUGCCCACUUCAUGCAGAUGGCUAUGUUCCAAACUUAUUCCUCUCCACAUGUGAGAUGCCUUCAAUAGUUGAACAAAGAGUGCUUAAUCAACCGAAACAUUACAUAGAGGCACGAAUUUGUAGAUCGAAGAAGAAAGAAUUCGGAGAAAGCAAUGCCACUGUUGUUAGCAACAUUCUUCCUUUUGCAGUUCAUGAUUUGCACAAACAAUUUAUGAACAAGAUGAAGCUUUGCAAUUGCAAUUCAGCAUUUUGUGUGACCUAUGGACUCACAAUUAAUGACAACUUUAUUGUGCUGACUUGUAAGGGAACUGGAGUGUAUCUUGAUGCUCUUCCUAGAAAUGCCAAGAUGGACUUUAUAUUGCCUGACGAAAAAGAUAACACAGAACAGUUAAAAUUGCUUAAAGAGUAUAGUGAUUAUUACUCUGCUGAACUGGAUGCUUCUAUUGUUGAAGAACCCCAUUUGAUACGAGAGCUUCAAGAUGAGGAACGACAAGUCGACUCUCCAAGAUUUAAAGACACUUUGGACAAUAGCUCAUAUACUUCCUCUGAUAACGAGGAUGUUAUUGGAGAAAUGGGAAGUGCAGGAUUUGCACUUGAAUUAGAGGAUGAACAGGAUGAGGAUUUCAUAAAUUCCAUUCUCGAACCAAAAGUCCUUCCCCUUUCCAAAACAACGCACAAUGUGAAACAGCAGCAACAGUACAUUGCAUCACUAUUCAGAGAAUUAUACAUUACACUUUCCUUCAAAUUAUUACUGUUUGCUAAUCAAGAGCUCAAUCAACGUGUUUAUGUGAUGGGAAUGUCAGAAAAGAUUAGAUUUAACAACGCCAAUGAUUUCACAAUCACUUUGCAAGCAAUGCCUGUGCUUGUUUCAUCGAAGCCUAGUACGCUGAGUCAUUUAGAUCAACUUAAAUCGAACUUGCCAAAAUUAUUUCCUUCAUUUCCAUAUCCUCAUGAUAUUGGUGGAUCAAGUGAUCAGCUUUCGAACAGUCCAAGAAAAGGUAAUCAACAAUCUCCUCUCAACAAAAAUCUUCCAAUUAGUACUGACGAUAUGUUGUUUAACAUGGAUAUGGAUCAAAAAGAGGAUACUAUUACUUCUUCAGAAGAAUUGAAAAACAUUAGGGAUAUUGUCAUUGCUCAAGAGAAUGAUAUUGACAAGGAGUGGCUUGAGGAAAGUUAUGUUGUCACGUCACCAAUGUAUUUCAUUCCUGGAGCAAAGAUUGAAAAGUUAGUCGGCAAAAUUAAUCACCAUCUUGUCAGAGAGUCUAACAAUGUGAUGGACUUUGCUUCUUUCCAACAAGAGUGCAUUAUGGAAGCAACAUCAAUUGUGCGAGCUCAUACUAGAGCAAUCGACUGUAAUGCUCUACUCAAUUAUUGUGUCAAAUUCCAUGCAGUACUCGAUAAUCCGUCUAAAAAGCAAGCGUAUAUAAUGCUCACAGUGUCAGGAGAUGCUUGUAGGGUGUCAUAUUCCCCCAACUCCUCUGCAGGUAUUCAUAGAUUGAUAGAACUCUCAUGCUCAAAAUGA
Messenger RNA from Naegleria fowleri, 2859 nucleotides. RefSeq lists its product as uncharacterized. Gene Ontology annotation, biological process: positive regulation of D-glucose transmembrane transport; positive regulation of protein targeting to membrane; positive regulation of vesicle fusion. Gene Ontology annotation, molecular function: calcium-dependent phospholipid binding; calcium ion binding. The coding region runs from base 1 to 2859 and encodes 952 amino acids. NCBI's taxonomy places the organism in Eukaryota, Heterolobosea, Eutetramitea, Acrasida, Naegleriidae. The record is from RefSeq and is a predicted model, not a curated record. Gene Ontology annotation, cellular component: plasma membrane. The transcript is spliced from 3 exons.